Molecule: messenger RNA, 2722 nt
Organism: Electrophorus electricus (electric eel)
Lineage: Eukaryota; Metazoa; Chordata; Actinopteri; Gymnotiformes; Gymnotidae
Gene: pus3
Product: pseudouridylate synthase 3
Biological process (GO): mRNA pseudouridine synthesis; tRNA pseudouridine synthesis
Cellular component (GO): cytoplasm; nucleus
Molecular function (GO): RNA binding; pseudouridine synthase activity
Source: RefSeq, a predicted model, not a curated record
CAAAGUAUAUGGCUAGCUAGCUUAGCAAAGUAACGUGUUCUUUUAGUUAUUACUUUCUAUUUUAAGUUUAGGACUGUGGUGCUGUAUAUAGGAACGCUUCAUCCCUUUUAAGGUGAUCUUUGCCUUCGCGCCAUGAGUGUGUCUGAGGAAGCCUUGCAGGUCCAGGUGAAGGCACUAGAGUUGGAGGUAGAGCAACUGAAAGCCCAGCUGAGGGACAGGAGCAGUUGUGUAAAGGAAGAGGACAGGAUGAUGGCACCGCCCUGCCUUACCCCGUUUGAGAGCCAGGUGGACAGAGGGGGUAGAAAGAAAGGGAGGAGGGCAGAGGUGGGGCGAGUUUUUGACUUCUCGGCACACCCACGACGUCAUGUGGCCCUACGACUGGCGUACCUGGGCUGGCAGUACCAGGGCUUUGCCGUGCAGGAAAACACGGACAAUACCGUGGAGGCCCGGCUGUUUGAAGCACUCCUCAAGACCAGACUCAUCCAGGACCGACAGAGCUCCAACUACCACCGCUGUGGCCGCACAGACAAAGGUGUCAGUGCCUUCUCCCAGGUUAUAUCCAUUGACCUGCGGUCCUCUCAGUUCAGUGGCUUGGGGGUGACCAUUCCUGCUGGUGUUGAGGGUAAACCUGAAACCCCCAUGACUGAGUUACCCUACGUAAAAAUACUAAACAGAGUCCUUCCUCCAGAUGUCCGCGUACUUUGCUGGGCACCAGUGCACACCAGCUUUAGUGCACGAUUCGACUGCCAGUACCGAACCUACCGGUACUACUUUCCUCACGGAGACCUGGAUGUGGAGCUCAUGGCUGCAGCUGCCAGGCGGUAUGAGGGAACCUAUGACUUCAGGAACUUUUGUAAGAUGGACGUGGGCAAUGGGGUGCUGCAGUUCCAGAGGACUAUCCUGUCUGCCAGCGUGCACCCGGCCUCGACCAGCCACCCUUCUGUUGACCCCCACCACCUCUACUUUUUCCAGGUCAAAGGUCUAGCCUUCCUCUACCACCAGGUACGCUGCAUGAUGGCUGUGCUGCUUCUGAUUGGCCAGAAGCUAGAAGCACCCGAGGUCAUUGACCAGCUGUUAGAUGUUGAGAACAAUCCAAGGAAACCUCAGUACAGUAUGGCAGUGGACUACCCGCUGGUGUUGUACGAGUGCCAUUUCGAGGGCCUGUGUUGGAAAAGUGAGCCUGAGGAGGAGAGUCAGGUGCUCUGCUGCCUGCAUCAGCACUGGACCCAAGCUGCUGUCAAGGCUCAGGUCCUACAUAGCAUGAUCCAGGGCAUGCACAUCACAUUAGCAGAUAAGGCAUCCUCCUCUAUACAGUGCUGGCUGUUGGAGGGUUCCAGACAGCGGAACUACUGCCCCCUGCUGGAGCGUCCUCGCUGUGAGAGUCUAGAGUCACGUAUCCAGCACUUCGUGAAAAGAGGGAGACUUGAGAGAGAGGAGGGAGAGAGUGGAGAGGAGACUGUGGCCUUUAAGGGCAAGAGGUCAAGACACUCUCAACAAGUGACCUCAGACCAACAGCAAGAGUGUGCUCAAAGAAAUAUGGAUGUCCCAUGCAACCUACAUUGUAAACCUUGACCUUUGAUAGAAACGUGCUUCAAUAUAAUGCAAAUCUAGUGGCAUACACGAGUAUCUAAAAUGCUGAGGUGCCAAAUUUGGGACAUUUAGCUAUUUUUUUUCAAAUGGUUCUUUUUUUCCCUUUUGAUUACUGCAUUUAGCAAUAACUAUGGGCAAAAUCAUAUUUGAUAGAGCAAGAAAAUAAAUAUUGAUUUUUGGCUUGCUGAGGGUAUGCAGAGACAUUUUAAGCAGGAAAAACAGUUCUUGAACUUGUUAACUAUUAGGCACAGUAUUAGAAAGUUGAAAAACUAAAGUUUUUUUUUUUUACAUUUUUUUAUCAUAAAUACAUCAUUCCUCACUGUAACCUUUCAGUUUUAUUAAAAAGUUAUAGUAUAAAAAACUGCACACCAAGGUUCACUGUGGCAUUUGCUUUUUUCCUUAUUUCUUAACACCAUAAAUGCCUCAUUCUUGACUGUUCCUUUGUUUCAUUAAAAGGUGUGCAGUGUGCUCUGUGUAUACCAAGGUUCACUUGAGGUUUAGUUUAUUUAUAUUUUGAACAUUUUUAUCUUAUUCAAUCCUAAAUCAGGAAAAAUAUGAUUGUAUGUUGAUUACCAUGGGUAACUCCUAAUUUAGCUACUUUUGAGUAGCAGGCAGGAGAAAAAUUAAUGUCUGAGUGCUUAAAGAAUUUGAAAUCAAUUAAAAUAAAUUCAGUUUGAUCCAAUUCCAAAUUCAUAUAGAAUAAAUUGAAAUACAUGAAAAUUCAUGGAAUUAAAAUUCUAAUUGUGGUGGCAAAAUUAUUAUUGCAUAUAAUCCAUUGUAUUAAAUUUUGUGUGUAGACAGUAAAGACAAUUUGUGAACCUAACUAACACAGACAUUUUUACAUAUUUUGGACAAAGUUCAAAAUAUAAAUAUUUAUAAAAUAUAAAUAACUUUAUAAACAAAUUAUAACAAUUGUUUAUCUCAAGGUGUCUUAUUGUGGGUUUAUUAGGCCCUACAUUCAAGCCCAAAAAUAAAUAAAAAUUAGUCUGAGAGUACAGGAAUAUGGUCUAUCUCCAGACCCACAGUGCUGCAUGGUCAGCUCCUGACAAGUAUGCCUAUGGAUACUCCAUCUUAUUUUAGUGUGGCAUUUUGGUUUACAGUAUGCAAUAAAGUGUAUACAGUAUGUAAUAAA